CUCCACAACCCCCAAUUGAUCUCCCUCCCCAUCUGUUUCCAUCUCUUCCCUCUCCAGACUCCUUCCCUCACAAUGUUCAGAAACGCCCUGCGGCAGUCCAGCCGCUCUGUCGCGGCUGUCUCUGCCUCUGGCAGGAUUGUUGGUGCUCGAGCUGCUGCACCAGGACCACUUUCGGCCGCUUCGCAGGUCCGGACAUACGCUGCUGAGGCCAAGGCUUCCCCUACCGAAAUAUCCUCUGCCCUCGAACGGAAAAUUCGUGGUAUUCAAGAAGAAGCCGGCUUUGCUGAAACUGGUCGUGUCCUCUCUGUUGGUGACGGUAUUGCUCGUGUCCAUGGCAUGACCAAUGUCCAGGCUGAGGAACUCGUUGAGUUUGCCUCUGGCGUCAAGGGCAUGUGCAUGAACUUGGAAGCCGGCCAAGUCGGUGUUGUGCUUUUCGGCUCUGAUCGUCUUGUCAAAGAAGGCGAAACUGUCAAGCGAACUGGCGAGAUUGUUGAUGUCCCCGUUGGCCCCGAGCUUUUGGGUCGUGUCAUUGAUGCUCUGGGUAACCCCAUUGACGGGAAAGGCCCAAUUAAGGCCAAGGAGAAGCGCCGUGCCCAGCUCAAAGCUCCUGGCAUUCUGCCUCGUCGCUCUGUCAACCAGCCUGUCCAGACCGGUCUCAAGUGUGUCGACUCUAUGGUCCCCAUUGGCCGUGGUCAACGUGAGCUGAUCAUUGGAGAUCGUCAAACCGGAAAAACUGCCGUCGCUCUUGAUGCCAUGUUGAACCAGAAGAGAUGGAAUGACACGAAUGAUGAGAGCAAGAAGCUGUACUGUGUUUACGUUGCUGUUGGACAGAAGCGUUCCACUGUCGCCCAGCUCGUCAAGACCCUUGAGGAGAACGAUGCCAUGAAGUACUCCAUCGUCGUUGCCGCCACUGCCUCUGAGGCCGCUCCUCUUCAAUAUAUCGCUCCAUUCACUGGCUGUGCUGUAGGAGAAUGGUUUCGUGAUAAUGGACGCCACGCUCUCAUCACUUAUGACGAUCUGUCUAAGCAGGCCGUUGCCUACCGUCAAAUGUCCCUUCUUCUCCGUCGUCCUCCAGGGCGUGAGGCUUACCCCGGAGAUGUCUUCUACCUCCACUCUCGACUUCUCGAGCGUGCUGCCAAGUUGAAUGACAACCACAAGGGUGGCUCCCUCACUGCCCUCCCCAUCAUUGAAACCCAGGGCGGUGAUGUUUCUGCCUAUAUUCCCACUAACGUCAUUUCCAUUACCGACGGCCAGAUCUUCUUGGAGGCUGAAUUGUUCUACAAGGGUAUCCGACCAGCCAUUAACGUCGGUUUGUCUGUGUCUCGUGUCGGCUCUGCCGCCCAGCUCAAGGCCAUGAAACAAGUCGCCGGUUCGCUCAAACUGUUCUUGGCUCAGUAUCGUGAGGUUGCAGCCUUCGCCCAGUUCGGUUCCGACUUGGACGCUUCCACCAAGCAGACUCUCAACCGUGGUGAGCGCCUGACCGAGCUGCUUAAACAGAAGCAAUAUAGCCCCAUGGCUGUCAACGAAAUGGUUCCACUCAUUUUCGCUGGUGUCAACGGCCACCUCGACUCCAUCCCCGUCAGCAAGAUUCAGCAAUGGGAGACUGAUUUCCUUGCUCACCUCAAAGCCAACGAGUCUGAGCUUCUUCAAACGAUUGAGAAGGAGGGUCAAUUGAGCAAGGAGCUAGAGGCUCAGUUGAAGGAUGUCACAGUUGCCUUCAACAAGUCUUUCUCAUAAGCUCUGUGUGACCGACUGCAAUAUAUUCGAAGAUGAAAGGAGAGGAGAGGAAAAGGAAGCAAAAAAAAAGUAUACUUGACAAAUUAAAUCUUGCCUCUUAGUUUCUAUUUUAAUCCCUUACCCCACUCUAUGCAGCGAAAGGUUAUUUUUGUCUUCGCUUUUUACUUCCUUCUCCUUUGCUUUUUUCCCUUAAUAAAACACUGUCACCACUAUUAUGUAUAGACAAGAAAUAGCUCGUGUACAAUUUUGAAUUCAAUUUUGUUUUUCCCUUUCUUUUUCUUUUCUUUUUUUCUUUUCUUUUCUUUUUUUUCAAAUCCGCGGCUUCUUUUUUUUUUUAAAAAAAAAAAAAAAAUCUUAUUAAAGAGAAAACUGAUCCCCAAAAAGGAUAAAUAAAUAAACAAAUAAACACAAAUCUCCCUUGUUUGGAUAUCGCCUGGGUUUGAUUUUUUUCUCCUUCGCCUUCCUACUAAUGUUGGUUCUUAUGUCCAAAAAUUCCAUCUUUCCUGAUCUCUUUUGUUUCCGCUAAUUUGUCUUUUGAAAUUUGAUAUCUCUUGUUUGAUUUUCAAUGCCUGUAUUUACCCAUCUCUUGAUCUCCUUUUUCAAGCUUUUCUUUUCUUUCUGUAUGAUGGAUGUGGUCGGUACUGUUAUCCUUCUAUCAUAACGAUCAUGAGGAAUAGCCUGCACCUUCUCAUGGGGCUUCUGAGUUCCACAGCUGAGUUAGAAUUGAAGAGAGAGAGAGAGAGAGAGAGAUGCGUGAAAUCUUUUAUUUUUUUCAAAGAAGUGAAAAAGCCAGUGAGGAAGUGGAUAUUUGCUUGAGUUGUAUGUAAUGUGUAGAUUUAUGGCUAAGCCAAGCUCCGUUGAAUUGAAUUGUAUUAUGGCUAUAUACAAAAAUCAGAAAUCAGUGUG
Histoplasma capsulatum G186AR is the source of this 2643-nucleotide messenger RNA. RefSeq names its product ATP synthase alpha subunit. Gene Ontology annotation, biological process: proton motive force-driven ATP synthesis; proton transmembrane transport. Gene Ontology annotation, molecular function: ADP binding; proton-transporting ATP synthase activity, rotational mechanism; ATP binding. Bases 73 to 1737 code for a protein of 554 amino acids. The record is from RefSeq and is a predicted model, not a curated record. The transcript has 7 exons. NCBI's taxonomy places the organism in Eukaryota, Fungi, Ascomycota, Eurotiomycetes, Onygenales, Ajellomycetaceae.